Molecule: messenger RNA, 1846 nt
Organism: Drosophila eugracilis
Lineage: Eukaryota; Metazoa; Arthropoda; Insecta; Diptera; Drosophilidae
Product: protein C12orf4 homolog
Exons: 3
Coding region: 192-1799 (535 amino acids)
Cellular component (GO): cytoplasm
Source: RefSeq, a predicted model, not a curated record
AAAUACUAACGUGACAUGUGACAGCAUCUUAAUUUUUAACAGCAUUGGUUCGAUUCUUAGCUAAAAAAAAUGUUCAAAGUAUAUUUAAGCGGUCGCUAUGCGGUCAUACUAAUUGCAUUUCUUGGGGGAGGAGGCGUUAACUUGCGAAUUAAUGACUAUAACUAAAUAAAAUAAGAACUGAAGCCCCAAAAAUGGACUCCACUGCCACUCGCACCCUGCCGUUCGUGUACAAGUACAAAAAUCAUGAAGGCCAAGACUGCGAGUCUCGGCUAAACAUAACUUUUCCUUUUGACCAGGAGAAUUUGGAGGAGUGUGUGACCCAGUUAAUGGCUCCAUCCCAGAUGGAUCCAAUGAUGCGGUAUUUGGACGAGAAUAUCAAUUUGGAAAAGCAGUUGCAGGAGUUUGUGGACAUCGAGCAACAGAAGUUCCUAGAUGACCAAGCUGAAAAGCUUCUGAAUCAGGCGGCCAAUGAAGAACUGGACAUCGAGGCCAUAGUGCGGGACACGGAAAGGCUGUAUAAGGAGGAACUAUUACAGUUUGCCGACCGCGUUGGUCCCAGCGAUGCAGACAUAUUCGCCCAAAGCUUCCACAGGCUGGUUCACUCCUCGUCCCUGGAGGACAUCCUCAAGCGGGAGCGAACCUAUGCCAAGGUUGUGUCCGACAUGACCGAACACAUGGACAACGAGGUGGAGACUCUGAACAACUCUCAGCAACAGGAGAUGGAUAGCCAAAUCAAUCAGUUGGAUAUCACCACCACUUCAGAGGAUAUCAAUAACCUGCUGGCCCAGCAGUACACCACACAGAAUUACGUGCGCAAACGUUACGAGUCCGAACUGGAGGCAAUGAUGGGUCAUCAGAAGAACGAAUAUCGUGAUUGGAUCACCAGCCAAGUUAGCCAGAUGUUUCAAGUAUCGCCGGUGGCUACGCCAUUGGGAAAUCGUUCCUCGAUGUUCGUCUCGCAACAACCUUCAAUGGAAGAGAGCUUCACCAUUCAUCUGGGAUCUCAACUAAAGCAUAUGCACAACAUUCGUAUACUCAGUGCUAAUGUCACGGAGCUCUGUAGUCCGCUGCACGCCGAGGAGAGUCUCAAUGGCCUCAACAUGGCUCUGGGACUGUAUUCAAGCUCUUUGUGCGGUGUCGUCGUGUUGACUCCUUCGAUUCAGGUCCAGCCCAACAAGAAUAUAAUUAAGAAUGCCAACAAAUCCACCGAGUUCCACUUUGAGCAGAUGGAUGUUCAGCUGGAGAAUAUUGACAAGCAGAUUAAGAAUCUCAGCACUGGAGAUUCGAGUGGCAGCAGUAACAGUAACAGUAGUGCAGAGGGCAGUGCAACACCCUCGCCGACCAAGAAGAGCGUACCGAGACUGAAAACGGGAGACUUCUUUAUUACCAAGCAUUCGAAUCUGUCUCAAACACAUGUUAUAUUCCACCUAAUUUCCGACGAGCCUAUCAACAGUCCAAGUGAAAUCAACUCUCGGCACCCGGUGAUCUUGGGCUUAAGGAAUAUACUGAAGACAGCCAGCAGACAUGAUAUAACCACUCUGACCAUUCCGGCAUUGCUUCGCCACGAGAUGAGCGAGGACAUGACCGUCCAGUGGUGCAUCCGAAGGGCGGAACUGGUUUUUAAGUGUGCCAAGGGAUUUAUGAUAGAAUCUGCAUCUUGGGGAGGAGCUGAAUUAAGCACCUUGCAACUGCUACUGCCUGAUGACAUAUCGGAGAGCUUGUUCACCACUCUGGCGGGAAUGGUGCCCAGUGUUUUCCAUGUGGCCAAUCCUAAAAUACUUGUGGACACCAGCAAGUAGACUGCGUACACAUUCCUCAAAUAAUAUUAAAAAAGACUUUAAAAUUA